UUAUCGGAAUUCAUAAUGUCCGAUAGCAAACGUCUUGAAAUUCAGUCUCUCUGCCUCGAAUCACUAUCCAAAAUUAAAAUUGGGACUGGACCAGAAGAAAAGCAGAACGGAAAGGAUUUUUACAAAUAGUGAGAAUUUUUGAUACAAAACUAAUAUUUUAAGUUCAGUUUCUUUACAAAUUACCCUGAUCUUCGUGUUUACUUUAAGGGUGCUGAAAAAUACACAGCUGAUGAUGUACAAAAAUCAGAACGGUUUGAAAAACAAGGGCAACGUAUCCUUUUGGCAAUGCAUCUGACUGCGCGAGUUUAUGCUGAUGAGAUGGUAUUCGACUCGUACAUUCAAGAAACCAUUAACCGGCAUCGCCAAUUUAAAAUGGAACCGUCACUUUGGAUGGCCUUUUGGACAGUCUGGACAGGUUUUUUGGCAACAAAAAUAAGUCUAGAUGAACGUCACAAAAAUGCUUGGAUGGCCUUGGGUCAAGACUUUGCAAAGGCUGCCAACAAACAUUUGAAGCUUUUAGGGCUUCCAACAGCUGAAUAA
Messenger RNA from Meloidogyne enterolobii, 540 nucleotides. The record is from the annotation of a GenBank genome assembly. NCBI's taxonomy places the organism in Eukaryota, Metazoa, Nematoda, Chromadorea, Rhabditida, Meloidogynidae.